Messenger RNA from Etheostoma cragini (Arkansas darter), 2226 nucleotides. RefSeq names its product Ras converting CAAX endopeptidase 1a (gene rce1a). Gene Ontology annotation, biological process: CAAX-box protein processing. Lineage: Eukaryota; Metazoa; Chordata; Actinopteri; Perciformes; Percidae. Bases 157 to 1146 code for a protein of 329 amino acids. Gene Ontology annotation, cellular component: endoplasmic reticulum membrane. Gene Ontology annotation, molecular function: metalloendopeptidase activity. The transcript has 8 exons. The record is from RefSeq and is a predicted model, not a curated record.
GUCACUACAGAGCGCCGCAGAACCUAGCAAUCCAGCUAGCAACGUUAGCUCGCGUUUGGAAAGGAUGUGUUUGACAACUUUACGCUUCAUGUUGUGGGGUGUUUUAUCGUGUUAGAUGAUCCACCAACCGCCCCGGUGCCGAGUAGUUGUUUGCUUAUGUCUCAACUGGCAGUCGUUAUGGCAGAGGAGGAGGAUUUAUCACCAAACCUUCUGACAGAGGACAUGAAACACAGCAAUGGCGGCUUCGUACCUCCAGACGGUUUAUGCUGGGUGUCAGUGCUGUCCUGUCUGCUGCUGGCGUGUUCGUAUGUUGGGAGUUUAUACGUGUGGAGGAGUGACCUGCCGAGGGAUCACCCCACUGUGAUAAAGAGACGCUUCACUAGUGUGCUCAUCGUGUCGGGCCUGUCGCCUCUCUUCGUGUGGACAUGGAGAGAAUUCACAGGUGUCAGGACUGGCCCAUCGUUACUGGCUCUCAUGGGGAUCCACUUUGAAGGCCUCAUUCCGGCCGUCAUACUUCCUCUGAUGCUCACUAUGGUCCUGUUUCUGGGCCCUCUCAUGCAGUUGGGCAUGGACUGUCCCUGGAGCUUUAUGGAUGGGAUCCGGGUGGCCUUAGACCCGUGCUUCUGGAGGCUGUGUUUCAGCGACAUGCGUUGGUUGAGGAAUCAGGUGGUGGCGCCGUUAACAGAGGAGCUGGUGUUCAGGGCCUGCAUGCUGCCCAUGCUGGUUCCCUGUGCUGGGCCUCUCACCGCCAUUUUCACCUGCCCCCUAUUCUUUGGAGUCGCUCACUUCCACCAUGUGAUUGAGCUGCUGCGGUUCAGGCAGGGCACGCUGUCAGGGAUCUUCCUCUCUGCAGUGUUCCAGUUCUCCUACACAGCAGUGUUUGGGGCCUACACUGCCUUCAUCUUUAUCAGAACAGGUCACCUGAUAGGUCCGGUUCUCUGCCACUCCUUCUGUAACUACAUGGGUUUCCCAGCAAUCAGUGCAGCGAUGGAGCACCCCCACCGCCUUACUGUCCUCUCCUCCUACCUAAUGGGGGUCCUGCUCUUCCUCUUCCUCCUCUUCCCCUUCACUGACCCCUCCUACUACGGCCUCCCCACACCGGUGUGUACUCUCACCUCCUCCCCCAGCUCCCUCUGCCUCUCCUGAUCCCUGCCCCCCCCACUUUUCUGCAGUUUUCAUGUCACCUUCCGCUGACCAAGCAGUUGGGGAUUUAUAUAUAUAUUUUUUGCCAAGUUAGAGUUCAGGUCCGGUCCAGUUUGGACUGACCGCUUUAACAUCCAUGUUGACUAAGUUGCCACGGAGAGGGCUGGGGGAAAGCUGUAGUGGUCCUAUGGUCGAGGGACCCUUGAUAUGUCGAUGCAUUUGACAUAUUCCGCGACCUACGCUGCCACCCUGAUACUGGUUUCAGUUUAGGUGGAACACUGAAGAUCCUCUCACACUUAUGGAUCUCAUCCGUUUGUGAUGAAGAGUCAUAAUGUACCAUUUUGGAGUACCUAAUUCCCACUCAACACGCCUCGUCUUAACGCAUCAUUCCUGUUUAUGACACUUAGGUCUUAUUUUCGUAAUUUUGGCAGCCAUUUAUAUCGGUAACAAUAAAAUGAAAGAGUCUAUAGUAAACAUCAAUCCACUUCCUUGUUCAAGGUCUGAUCUACUGCACUUGUAAUAGUGUACGCAUACAUUAGGGCCGCAACUGUUGACUUUUUAUGCGUAAGCAAUUUUAUAUUUAUAUUGGCUCUUUCUGGCCAUACCUUGGCUUCUGCUGUAUGAUGCUUCCAAAUGUUUAAAAAAAAGAAGUAAAACAUUGGCCAGUAUAGCGAAAGUUUUUAAGUAAAAUAUUGAUAAUGGCAUUUUGGGCGGGCUCUAAUUGUUAAGGACAUUUUAACUGUUUGAUCUCCAGUAAUGGUUUAGAUAAUCUGGCUAAACUGUUGGUUUAUUUAUAACAUGUCUGAAUUUCAGAGUUCUGCUACCUAACAGGUCUCAACUAGGUAUUAGGUUUUGGGUUCGGCUUGGGCUCAUUUUGUAGGGUUGGAAUUUUCAAUUUGGCAGUAAAAGGCCUGGUCUGGUAUGUGUGCGUGUGUAUAUAUAUAUAUAUAUAUAUAUAAAAGUUGUAAUAAACCGGAGUUAUCCUUUUAAUGCUUUUGAGCAUCUCCUUAGUGACACACAGUUGGGUUGUUGGUUAUACAGUAUUCCAGUGAAGACAGGAAGGGUCCCAAAGCUUACAAAAAA